This is a messenger RNA of Encephalitozoon intestinalis ATCC 50506, 1239 nucleotides long. Its product is annotated as polyadenylate binding protein 2. The record is from RefSeq and is a predicted model, not a curated record. The coding region runs from base 1 to 1239 and encodes 412 amino acids. The transcript has a single exon. Gene Ontology annotation, molecular function: RNA binding. Lineage: Eukaryota; Fungi; Microsporidia; Unikaryonidae. Gene Ontology annotation, cellular component: ribonucleoprotein complex.
AUGAGAAUAGUGGUUAAGAAUCUUCCAGAAUCCACAACUAAGGAAGAAAUCGAGAAGGAGUUUUCCAAACAUGGAAAGAUAACGGAUGUGUUUAUGGUUAACAAUGAACAGGGCAAGUUCCGGAGAAUAUGUUUUAUAGGGUACAUAGAGGAAAAAGAUGGAAUGGAGGCAAUAAAGUACAGAGACGGAUCCAUGUUUAAGAACCACAAGAUAAGAUGUGAGACUACAAAAGAAGAUUCCUAUGAAACAAGCGAAUCUGAGGAAAGAAUGAUUAGAUAUUCUAGGAAAAUAUUCAUUAGAAACAUUCCUGCAGAUGCGGACGAACGGUUUAUCAGUGAUGUAUUUAAAGAGUAUGGAGAGGUUGAGGAGGUUGGAUUACUGCCUCGCCAUGAGGGAAAGGGAGCAUAUGUUAAGUUUAGUAAAGGAGAGUGUGCAUUGGAGGCAUACAGAAAAGUAAAGCUUAUCGGAGGAGUAAAGCCAAGAAUGCGCCCAUGGAAAGAUAGAGGCGAAAAACGUGAGCACGAGCAUUACAAUACAUUGUUCUUUAACUUCGAGUCGGUUGUGAAGAAGAUAUGCGAAAGCGAAAGGAUUGGAAUCAAGGAUCUUGUCGAUGUUAACGAUAAAGAUCUUGGGGCUCGGAUGGCUCGUGCCGAAACACAUCUGGUCCAGGAAACCAAGGAGUUUCUUGAGAACAAUGGGAUCUAUCUCGAUCAUCUUACCGGCUCUGUCGACAGGAAAAAGCUGAUAGUCCGGAAUAUGGAACUUAUGAAGUGCUUGGACCUUGUAGACAAUGGUUGCAAGAUUAGUAUUGCACCUUCAAAGUGCCUUGCACUUCUUAAGUUUGAUUCUGAGGAAGAUGCCAAAAGGUGUUACAAAAAGCUGAGUCUGAGAAGGAUGAGGGAGCAUGUUAUCUAUUGCGAGUAUGCACCCAUAUGCAAUGCUCCGAGUAAAAGAGAAGAGCCACCUAAAGAACACACAGAAAAGAAGAGUAGAAAGGGCACAAACAAGCUUCUUAUCAGAAAUGUUCCGUUCCAAGCCUCCAAAGAAGAUGUUAGGAAGAUAUUUGAUUCAUUCCAUGUGGUAAAUGUCCGUAUUCCUGUGAAGAGAGAAGGGACUAGCCGAGGAUUUUGUUUUGUAACAUUCCAGUCGCCCGAAGAAGUUUCUGCAGCCAUUGAGUAUUUUGGAAGCAGCACACAUUUGUACGGGAGGCGUCUUGUUCUCGAAAAGGCAAAAUCCUAG